AUGACUCCCAAACAACGAAGAGCUCCUCAAAAGGAACAUGUUGAAGCUGCAGAAAUGAUUGUCAAGAAAUACCUCACAGAGGACUUUGAUUAUUCCAAGAUCGACUUCAGUUUAUUAACCACCAUGAGAUACGACCCUUCUCUCUAUAGAGGAGACCUUCCAUUAUUAGAUGCGAUCUAUCAAGAACCCUUGGACGAAUCGUUUUUCUUUUUGAUUGAAAAUCAUAUUAGACGAAUCAAUAUUGCCAGAGACUUUUUUGAAAUCACCGAUAUGGGUGAGCUGACUAAGAAGAUACUUUUGCAACAUGUUACAGAGGCCAUGAAAGGUCUGGGUCUUGACAAAGUAUCACCUUACAAAGUGAGGAUUUUGGUCGACAAACAAGGGCAGAUCCACUUGGAUCUUGUUGGGCCUAUCGACAUCCCACUCAACACUUCCUUGGACUGUGCUACCACAUUUACUGCCUAUUUAGAUACCAAACCUACCGUGAUAUCUCCCUUUACAUCUUUCAAGACUACUUACAGAAAGGCUUACAACAACGCCAAGGCUCGGACUGUUCCCGAAAACACUAUUAAUACCGAUGUUAUUCUAUAUAAUACCGCUGGAAGCAUUACCGAGAGUUCUUUCUGUAACGUAGCUUUACAACGAAGCGUCAAGAACCCACUUACUGGACAAGAAACUAUGAGAUGGGUUACACCCCCAUUAUCGGUUGGAUGUAUUGAAGGGACAUUUAGAAAAUAUCUAAUGGACAAAGAAAUCCUCUAUGAAGCGGCGGUUUCUGUAAAGUCCUUAAAAAAUGGUGAAGUUAUACUUCUAUUCAAUGCAGUUCGAGGAAUCAUCAAGGCACAAUUGGUCUUGUAA
Brettanomyces nanus is the source of this 858-nucleotide messenger RNA. RefSeq lists its product as uncharacterized. The record is from RefSeq and is a predicted model, not a curated record. The transcript has a single exon. Gene Ontology annotation, molecular function: catalytic activity. NCBI's taxonomy places the organism in Eukaryota, Fungi, Ascomycota, Pichiomycetes, Pichiales, Pichiaceae. Bases 1 to 858 code for a protein of 285 amino acids.